AUGGAUUACACACCGACACCUUAUGACGGACAUACAACUUAUACUGACGUUCCUUACCCAUACCCAAAUAAUAGUUCAAUAACCGCUAAUAUACAACAGACUUCAUAUGAUUACAUAACUCCUCAACAUCAGUUUUUACGGCAGCCAUUACAUCAAUUACAAAUGCCUCAACAACAAAUCCCAAGUGAAGUGACCUUGCAAUCUAUGUUUUCUACGCAAAUUCUUCCUCAAACACAUGAGCGCCACGAUUUACAUGAACAAUUAAUAUCGCAGUUUCCACAGCAACAAGAAUCGCAGCUGUUACCACACCAGCUUCUAUGGUAUUUUGCUGAACUUUAUCUAUCUAAAGCAAAAGCAACAGAAUUAUCUUCUACAACCUUAGUAAAGUUAUCUUCGGAGCAACAGAAAAAUAUUUUAUCUGCGAUCAAGUGCUUGGAGGCUGUAAUUAUAAGUAUUGCCAAUGGGAGCACAUAUACGCCUUUAGUUGAGCUAAAGACGCGGUUCAGGUUGAGUCAAAUUCUUUUCUGGUUUACUGAGAACGUUCGAGAAGCGGAAAGUCAUUUGCAGAAAGCUAUAAUGUUAUCUCAGAAGCUAGAUGCUGUGGCUGAACUAAAAUUUAGGAUGAUUGAUCUUCAAUGCAAUAUUUUCAAAAGUGCCAAUAAUAUUAAGGCGGCACGAAAUAUUAUGAAAUCCGGUGUUAUUGAAGCAAUGGAAUGCAACAUGCCGGCCUGGACAUAUCACUUUUUAUUGCGGCAUGCUGAACUUUAUAACACUGAAGGUGAUUUCAAUGGAUGUUUAUCAACCUUAAAACAAGCAGAAUCAAUGGCUGACCAAAGAGGCGAUGUCGAAAUGAAGGCUUGCCUUUUAGUAUCAAUCGCUCAAUACGCUUUUACGAAUCAAAAUUAUUCAAUAGCCCAGCAUUCACUUGCUGAACUUUCUACUAUAUAUUUCCCGCCUCCAUCAUCUCAACCUCCACAAACCUAUCACAUUUUCCCGAUAUCCAACCAUCGUCUCCAUCUGCAUUAUUUGCUGUUAUAUAUAACUUUUAAUAUACAUACUGGGAAUAUGAAAGAUGCUACCGAAAAGUUGGCUGAAAUUCACACUAUGCUGAAUCAAAAGAAAGACUUAGAAAAUUCGGAUGAUGUGAAAGGUUUUGCGACGAUUCAUGUUUCGGCUGAUCCUACAUCGUCUACUACUAUGACACCGUAUUCAACCUCAACUGCAGCAGCUCAAAGUGUGCCAGUAAAAAUUAAAUUGUUAUCCAAGGCCGAAAUAUAUAAACUCACGUUUUUGAUCUCAAGAAUAUGCAGUGGAACAGCAACUAAUGUUGUAGUCUAA
This is a messenger RNA of Dentiscutata erythropus, 1338 nucleotides long. The record is from the annotation of a GenBank genome assembly. Lineage: Eukaryota; Fungi; Glomeromycota; Glomeromycetes; Diversisporales; Gigasporaceae.